Cordyceps militaris CM01 is the source of this 1221-nucleotide messenger RNA. RefSeq lists its product as uncharacterized. The transcript is spliced from 2 exons. The record is from RefSeq and is a predicted model, not a curated record. Lineage: Eukaryota; Fungi; Ascomycota; Sordariomycetes; Hypocreales; Cordycipitaceae. The coding region runs from base 1 to 1221 and encodes 406 amino acids.
AUGUCGAAAUUCGGCGAUUUAGUCAAGAAUGGAUGGCACCCUGAGAAGGAGGGCAAGAAGGAGGGCACCGGACUCAGAAACCAAGUGAAAGGCCUCGUCGGCCGCGGCGACGCCAAGGAUGAUCGCAACAAGGACCACGUCUCCCGACCGCUGCACACCCUGACUGACCCGUCGUCGCUGCCGCCCCCUCCACAACGUCGCGGCACCGGCCUCGCCGCGCCCACCCCAGCGGUGUCGUCGUCGGGCGGCGAGAAGCGCAAGGUCGUCACCGCGCCGUCAAAGUACCAGGAUCCCCACGGACCGCGUGUCGAGCCGCCCGCCCGCGUAACCCGCGUGCCGGCGCAGGAGCAGGAGCAGGAAGAGGCCGAGCCAGCGCCACCCCGCCCAUACCGGACCGACACCACCGGCCUGCGGACCGACCACUUGCCGCCGCCGCCAGGAAGGAGAGACGGCGCGGACGGGAGGAGCCCGCCUCCUUACAGUGCGGCGACCACCACCCGAGCCGUGCCGGCGCUACCCGGACGGGCUGGUGCCGCGCCGAGCUUGCCGCCGAGGCUACCACCGCGCGGGGCCGCCACACCUCCCUCUACAAGCCCGCAAUCAACAGGAAGCGCCGGUAACGGCGGUGGUUCGCUGAACCAAGGCGCCGUGAGCCGCCUCGGCGCGGCCGGCGUGUCCGUGCCCGGUCUCGGCAUCGGCAAGAGCAACACGGGCGGCAGCGGCAGCGACACCAACCACCUCAACGAGCUACAAAACCGCUUCGCGCGCUUCAACACCUCGAUGACCACAGAGCCCGCCGCGGCCCCGGCGGCCAGCCAGGGCACGACGUGGGCGCAAAAACAGGCAGCGCUCAAGACGGCGUCGCAGCUGCAAAAGGACCCGUCGCAGGUGUCGCUGGCCGACGCCCGGGCCGCGGCCGGUACGGCCAACAACUUUCGGCAGCGCCACGGGGAUCAGGUCGCGGCCGGGUACGGCAAGGCGCAGGCGUGGAACCAAAAGUACGGCGUGGCGGACAAGGUUGGGGGGUUCGCGCAAAAGGUCCAGGGAGGAGGAGGGGGAGGAGGAGGAGCGAAUGGGGGGCAGGAGUCGGAUACGGGCGCGGCCAAGAAGAAGCCGCCGCCGCCGCCGCCGCCCAAGAAGAAGCCGGGGCUGGCGGGGUCACCAACGGCGGAGGAUGACGCGCCGCCUCCUAUUCCCUUGUCGACACGGCCAAACUUUUAG